This is a messenger RNA of Dracunculus medinensis (Guinea worm), 1170 nucleotides long. The record is from the annotation of a GenBank genome assembly. Lineage: Eukaryota; Metazoa; Nematoda; Chromadorea; Rhabditida; Dracunculidae.
AUGCAUCAUUACUUGUUUGUUAAUGCGAAUUUCGACCGUUGUGUUAUUUGUGAAAUGGCAAAAUUCUUAAAGACGGUUUAUAAUGCUCAUAAAAAUUUGAAAAUUGCCGUUGUUUCGAUGACAUUUUGUAUUUUUUCAUAUAAUGUUUAUCAAACUAUUAAUAUUUUCAAGAUGGAGCGUAAUGAAUAUGAAAGAAUAACAGAAAAAUUGGAGUUCAUAGAAAGUGGGCAAAAUUGUACAAUGCCAACGGCCAAAGGCAUUUUGUCAUGCAAGCAGAUAGAAGCCGAUGUCUAUAAGAAAUUUGGCUAUCGACUUAUAGAUUAUAAAUUACCUAUUCCUACAGUAAAACGAACGAUAUCGCAAACAUGUGACGAAGUGUUUUCAGAAUGGUUGUCUGUCGCACUAACUCAUGACGAAAAGUUUAAACCGAUUUCAGAAAUACCGCCUAAUCUCUGGAAUGACUUCACCAUGAACAAUCACAGUGUGGUUGAGAACUGGUAUUUUGAUAGCAGAUCACCAAAUGAAGAUAUUUCUUGGAAUGGGACAGAAAUCAAAAUUAAAGUAAAAUCCCACCCGCUCUCAACGACGAAUUACGGUGAUCAAGGAGGAGCAGUGCACUGGGCAACAUUACUACACAGCGUUAAUGAUUUAACGGGGAUAGUAAUUGGAUCGUAUACCAGUUGGGUUGAAACUAUAUGCCUUCGAAAUGGAGCUAAAAAAGUUUACACUGUUGAUUAUCAUAAAAUAAUUUCUAAUCACCCUCAACAUUCAUUUUAUCAUGCUUUGGAAAUGGCAAAACGAUGGAAACAGUUUUUUGAGAAGAUUGAUUUUGUAGUGACAUUUUCAAGCUUGGAACAUAGUGGACUUGGACGUUAUGGAGACCCUAUCGAUCCAUUUGGUGAUAUUCGAGAAGUUCAAAAAAUGCGUUGCUUAUUAAAACAAGGCGGACUACUACAUCUUGGCAUUCCGACAGGACAAGAUGCGCUUAUCUUUAAUGCUCAUCGAGUAUAUGGUCGGUUAAGAUUAGCUAUGCUUUUCGAAGGGUUUCAACUCAUUGAUGCAUUUCUUGGAAACUUUCGCUAUUCAUUUCCUAUGAGUGCAAAUAUAUUUGAAGAUAAAAUUGACCUUUCUAAAACCGAGCAAAUUGUUUAUGUUCUUAAAAAAAUCUAA